Messenger RNA from Gopherus evgoodei (Goodes thornscrub tortoise), 1477 nucleotides. RefSeq names its product BLOC-1 related complex subunit 7 (gene BORCS7). NCBI's taxonomy places the organism in Eukaryota, Metazoa, Chordata, Testudines, Testudinidae. The record is from RefSeq and is a predicted model, not a curated record. The transcript is spliced from 5 exons. The coding region runs from base 12 to 341 and encodes 109 amino acids. Gene Ontology annotation, cellular component: BORC complex.
GCAGCCCCAAGAUGGCGGCGGCUCCGGCGGGGAGCGGGGCCGAUGCCCAGGCGCGGUUCGGCCGCUCGGUGAAGGGGCUGUUGAUCGACAGGGUGACCGGCUGCGGCACGGACGUGAUCGCCCUCACCAAGCAGGUGCUGAAAGGCUCGCGGAGCUCCGAGCUCCUGGGUCAUGCUGCUAGAAACAUGGUGAUGCAAGAAGAUGCCAUCCUGCACUCGGAAGAUAGUCUUAGGAAGAUGGCUAUCAUAACCACUCAUCUCCAGUACCAACAAGAAGCUAUUCAGAAGAAUGUCGAGCAUUCAUCAAAUCUGCAGGACCAGCUGAGGCACCUUCUGAAAUGAAGCAGGAGAAGCGAAAUACCCAGCACACCUAGCGGGAGCUGAUGGGAUGACCUGUGUCAGUGGAGCUCCAGAGUCUCUCCCUGCUUCAGCAGUUACAUUGCAAGGCUAAGCUGUGCUGAAAGUCAGUUGUGAAAACGCAGUAUGUGUGUUACUGAACAAACAGAGCUGUGGAUAGGCGUGGGACGGCUCUGUUACCUGCUUAUCACAAACUCUCCCUGUACCGAAGGCUAGAUCACUUGCUUGUGCUUAAUUUAAAGCAGACUUUACCAAAACCUUCCUGUGACUAAAACUUUUCAUGUCCAUUUUCUUUUCUGCCCAAUGUGCUAUUUGAAGAGCUGUUUCCCUCUCCCCAAGGCAUUGUGCCGGUUCAGCUAAUGAAUCAAAGGCAACAUGUGUUAUUUAUAUUCAGCCCAAUGCCAAACACAUGACUUAGGUUCCAUUCAAACCCAUAUGGCUUUCCUGGGCCCUCUGCUCUAGGGUGAAUUCCCCCCUUGUCUAUAAUUUCUGCUGAAUAUGGACCUGUUCUUCACAGAAUUAACUGGAGUGGGGACGGAGAUGCACUGCCCACAGCUUGAGUUGCAUGGUUCCAGCUUUCUUCAAACAAGUUUACAUUCCCCACCCCCAAAGUAGGGCCAGCAUUUCCACAUGGGAACCUACAUUCACAUUUUGACACGUAAACAAUCGUCCUCUUUCUUCGGAGAAGUCAGCCGCCAUCACUACCAGUUUGGUCAGUGCGCACAUCAUCUCUGAAAAUCAGUUGCUUAAAUAUGGCUAUAGGUACCUAAUUUGAGCCAGAAUUUUCAAACCCAGGUGUGUAGGUACAUGCAGCAUGUGAUGACUUGCCUGGUCCUUUGUCACCGGAGUGUCAUGAGUGACAUUAACACUGCGCUAUUCCUUUGUCACCUGCCCAAUAGGGUGUCUGUUUCAUGAAUGUCAUUAGUACUGUACUGUUCCUUAGUUUCUGGGUAUAUGUAAAGCAGGGGGUUGGAAUGUUAUAUCUCUUGCCAAUACAUCUGCUGUCUGUUUUGGCCUUGAACUGCAUUCCUCCUAUUUCAUUGCUGUUAUGGCUCUUGAUUAAGCAGCCUUGGAUUCAUUAUGUAACUGUGUACAGAAUCAGUAAACUAUUCAGAUAUACA